AUGGGGAAGAAAGGUGUGGUGGUGGCGGCGGGCGUGCUCGCCGUGAUAACGGUCAUAUCCGGUGCCAUCUCGGCGGUUUACAUGGCGUUGAGAGUGUAUCCCAAUCCGCGCAAGCACGGAGAGUUCUGUCGGUACAUGCCGUCGCCGGCGAUGCCACUCGGCUUGGUGGCGGCGGCGCUGUCGCUGACAACGCAGGUCCUCGCCAGCACGGCCAUCGGCUGCUGCGGAGCAUGGCGGAAUGUUCCCAGCCAGACCAGGCGCGUCGUCGCCGUCCUCACGUUUGUCGCCUCCUGGAUCCUUGCGAUCAAAGUGGUGAUACUUUUCAUGGUGAGCACCCUGCUAGGGAUGGGCGGCUAUGCGAGGAAUAUCGCCAAGAAUGGAAGUUGUAUUGCGCCAGGUGUUGGUAUUUUCAUGGCAGCCACAAUCUUGUUUCUUGUUGUUGUUUCUCUUGAUGUCGCCUCAUACAUACUGGUUCGGACGGCUACUUUAGACACCUCAAAAACGGAUGUGGCGGUGAAGAAGCCGGUGGGGAUCGCCAUGGGCGAAUCAGGUGCAGCAAAAUGCUGA
Lolium rigidum is the source of this 567-nucleotide messenger RNA. RefSeq lists its product as uncharacterized. The transcript is spliced from 3 exons. The record is from RefSeq and is a predicted model, not a curated record. Lineage: Eukaryota; Viridiplantae; Streptophyta; Magnoliopsida; Poales; Poaceae. Bases 1 to 567 code for a protein of 188 amino acids.